Messenger RNA from Thalassophryne amazonica, 2480 nucleotides. RefSeq names its product solute carrier family 26 member 1 (gene slc26a1). Gene Ontology annotation, biological process: transmembrane transport. Gene Ontology annotation, molecular function: secondary active sulfate transmembrane transporter activity; chloride transmembrane transporter activity; bicarbonate transmembrane transporter activity. The transcript has 8 exons. Gene Ontology annotation, cellular component: membrane. Bases 333 to 2474 code for a protein of 713 amino acids. NCBI's taxonomy places the organism in Eukaryota, Metazoa, Chordata, Actinopteri, Batrachoidiformes, Batrachoididae. The record is from RefSeq and is a predicted model, not a curated record.
AACCACCCUGUGUCCUUCCUCUUUCUGCCUCUCUCUCCUCCCUCUCUGCUCAGCUCCAAUCAGCGUGCGGGAAGAGAAUGCUGCCAUGCUUUACAUGCGGAAGUGUGAUGGAGGCGGUGUGUGGAUGGAGGUCCAGAGGAAAACUGGAGCCUGAUGUGGAGGCGCUGGUCACGGAGGAAUGGAUGACAUGUCUUCUGGAUCACAUCACUGCUGCACCGCCUCUCUCUUGUUCUUUUUUGUUGAUAGUGAGUUCCCAGGAGUACAGCUGACUGUUUUAGCCUCCACCUCUCUCUGCUUAUCCCACAUUUUGCCCCCUCAUCCUCCCCAAAGCCAUGGAGGAGGUCACCAGGGCUACAGAAAUCACACCAGUUCCUCUAUCGCUCUUGGAACGGCAGGUCCACCAGCGACGACCGACAGUUUCAACGCUCAAAUCCAGACUGAAACGGGGUGUAACUUGUUCUGUACCCAGAGUCCAAGCCACACUAACUGGGUUUUUCCCUGUUGUGCGCUGGCUGCCUAAAUACAAGUUCCGAGAGUAUGUUUGGGGCGACGUGAUGUCGGGACUAAUUGUGGGGAUCAUUCUAGUACCUCAGGCCAUUGCCUACUGCCUGCUGGCUGGAGUGCCGCCCAUCUACGGCCUAUACACUUCAUUUUACGCCAACAUAAUCUACUUCCUCAUGGGGACAUCCAAACAUGUUUCUGUGGGGAUCUUCAGCCUCAUGAGCCUCAUGGUCGGCCAGGUGGUGAUCAGGGAGCUAUACCUGGCGGGUUUUGACCUCAAUGAGGACGUCACACCAUCUGAUGUUUCUAACACCACGGCACUCUCAAACUACUCUGAUGGCAAAGUGGACUAUGUGGCGCUGAUGGGCCUCCAUUGUGGGAAGGACUGUUACGCCAUCACCGUGGCCGCCGCUCUCACAUUUCUUGCUGGUAUCUACCAGGUCAUCAUGGCAGUGUUCCGGCUUGGUUUUGUCUCGGUCUUCCUUUCAGCCCCGAUGCUCGAUGGUUUCGCCACAGGAGCCUCUUUCACCAUCUUGACUGUACAGGCUAAAUACCUGCUGGGUCUAAAAAUUUCCCGUCAGCAGGGCUAUGGCACCGUCAUCUUCACCUGGAUCGGUAUCUUCGCCAACAUUCAUAAGACCAACCUUUGUGACGUCAUCACAAGCGCCAUCUGUAUUAUCAUCUUAGUGGCAGGAAAAGAGAUCCAGGAAAGUUUUAAAGAUCGUCUGAAGAUCCCUCUGCCAACUGAGCUGGUAGUGGUAGCAGGAGCGACGCUCGCAAGCCAUUAUGGGGAUCUGAACCACCGUUACAGCUCCAGCAUUUCUGGUCACAUCCCCACAGGGUUCAUCCCUCCUCAGGUGCCAUGUUUUGCUUUGAUGCCACGAGUGGCUUUGGACGCCAUCCCUCUGGCUGUCAUCAGCUUUGCCUUCACCGUGUCACUAUCUGAGAUGUUUGCAAAGAAACAUGGCUACACCGUGCGUCCCAACCAGGAGAUGCUGGCCAUCGGCUUCUGUAAUAUCAUCCCAUCCUUCUUUCAUUCUUUCACCACCAGUGCAGCACUGGCAAAAACCAUGGUGAAGGAUUCAACAGGUUGUCAGACGCAGGUCUCGAGUCUGAUCAGCGCAAUGGUCGUCCUUCUCGUCCUGCUCUUCUUUGCACCAUUCUUCUACUCACUCCAGAAGUGUGUUCUCGCCUGUAUCAUCAUUGUCAGCCUUCGGGGAGCACUCAGGAAGUUUCUGGAUGUCCCUGCAAAGUGGCGUGCAAGCCGGAACGAUGCCAUUGUUUGGGUGGUAACGAUGGCGGCCACAGCUUUAAUCAGUGUGGAGUUGGGGCUCCUCGUUGGAAUCAUCUUUUCCAUGCUCUGCAUCAUCUUUAAGACCCAGAACCCUAAGGUCUCUCUCCUGGGUCAAGCCAGCGGCACUGACCUGUAUGAGGAUGUGGAAGAGUACAGGAACCUCAUUCCACCAGCUCAGGUCCAUGUGUUCCGCUUCCAGGCUCCUCUGUACUACGCCAACAAGGAUUCCUUCCUCAAAUCACUCUACAAAGCAGUUGGAGUUGAGCCAUUCUUGGAGCUGAACCGUCGAAGAAAGGCAGAGAAAAAACACAAAGAGAUGGUGGAGAACCAAAGCAAGGCAAAUGGGGACAAACCCAACGGAGAUGUUGAAGUGAGACUCAUCCACAAAGAACUGGAUUUCCACACAAUAGUUUUGGACUGCUCUGCCAUCUCCUUCAUUGACUCAGCAGGUGUGGCCACGUUGAAAGGGCUCCUCAAGGACUACAUGGAGAUCGGGGUGACUGUGCUCCUAGCUCGGUGUAACACCACAGUCGUUGAUGCUCUGCAGAAGGAAGAAGUAUUUGGGAAGGAUGGCAGGAACAUGGCUGAGCUGUUGUUUCAUACAGUUCAUGCUGCAGUUCUAUAUGCCAACAGUAGGGGUGCUACAGCACAUAGCAUCUCAGUAGACUCUGUAGUGUAGAGAAGG